Plasmodium coatneyi is the source of this 2139-nucleotide messenger RNA. RefSeq lists its product as uncharacterized. The coding region runs from base 1 to 2139 and encodes 712 amino acids. The record is from RefSeq and is a predicted model, not a curated record. Lineage: Eukaryota; Apicomplexa; Aconoidasida; Haemosporida; Plasmodiidae. The transcript has a single exon.
AUGAAGUGCAACGGCUCCUUGCUAGUCCUACUUAGCGCAAUACUCAGCGCUACGAACGCUUUGAUACGAAAUGGGAACAAUCCGCAGGCAUUAGUUCCGGAAAAGAGCGAUGACUCGAGUGGGGGCCAGAACAAACCCUCCGGUGACAACCAAGACACGUGCGAAAUUCAAAAGAUGGCGGAAGAAAUGAUGGAAAAAAUGGUGAACGAAAAAGAUGUGUUUACCUCCAUCAUGGAACCUCUCCAGAGCAAAUUAACCGAUGAUCACCUCUGUUCAAAACUAAAAUAUACGAACGUUUGUCUUCACGAAAAGGACAAAACUCCCUUGACCUUCCCCUGCACAAGUCCGGAGUACGAAAAAUUAAUUCAGCAAUUUACUUAUCAAAAGUUAUGCAACUCCAAGGUGGCCUUCAGCAACGUGUUGCUGAAAUCCUUCAUCGAUAAGAAGAACGAAGAAAACACAUUCAACGCGAUCAUACAGAAUUACAAAGUUCUGUCCACUUGUAUUGAUGAAGAUUUGAAGGAUAUUUACAAUGCAUCUAUAGAAUUAUUCUCCGACAUUAGAAGCUCCGUCACAGAAAUCACGGAAAAGUUGUGGUCCAAAAAUAUGAUCGAUGUUUUAAAAACAAGAGAGCAAGCCAUUGCAGGCAUUUUAUGUGAGUUAAGAAACGGAAACAAUUCUCCCCUAGUAUCAAACAGUUUGUCGUAUGAAAAUUUUGGAAUCCUCAAGGUUAAUUAUGAAGCCUUAAUGAACCAGGCGUAUAAAGCUUUUUCAGACUACUAUUCAUACUUUCCCGCUUUUGCCAUUAAAUUGUUAGAAAAGGGAGGGUUCGUCGAGCGAUUGGUCGCUAUCCAUGAAAGCUUGACCAACUACAGGACGAAAAAUAUUCUCAAGAAGAUCAAUGAGAAGUCCAAAAAUGAGGUCCUGAAUAACGAGGAUAUUAUGCACAGCUUGAGCAGUUACAAGCACCAUGCCGGGGGCACACGUGGCUCCUUCGUGCAGUCCAGAGGUGUGAGCCAAGUUACGCAAGGCGUCCUGAGCGUCGACGAGAAGGGUGACCCGUCCUCCACCGCGGGGGGCAACCAAAGCGCAAACAUGGCCACGGCGGCCCCCAACACGGUUCCUGCUACCAACACGGCUGCUGCUACCACUGCUACUACUACGAACACGGCAACUAAUACCAACACGGCAACUAAUACCAACACGGCUACUAAUACCAACAGUGCAGCUACUACCAACACGGCCGCUACUACCAACACGGCCGCUACUACCAACACGACCGCUACUACCAACAGUGUAGCUACUUCCCCCCUGAACACCCCCCUGUACGGCACCAGCUCCUCGAGGACAAAGGACGUCGUAGUGCUGGUCAGAGAUCUGCUCAAAAACACAAACAUCAUAAAAUUCGAGAAGAACGAACCGACUAGCCAAAUAGACGAUGAAGGAAUUAAGAAGCUCAUAGAGAGUUCCUUCUUCGACCUAAGCGACAACACCAUGUUAAUGCGCUUGCUCAUAAAGCCGCAGGCAGCCAUCCUAUUCAUCAUUCAGUCCUUCAUUAUGAUGACGCCGUCCCCCACAAGAGACGCCAAAAUGUAUUGCAAGAAAAAGCUAGUUAAUGGCCAGCUAAUAGAAAACUCCGACUUAAAAGCUGCGACGGAGGAAGAAGACAUGAUAACCGAGUUUUCCAGCAAGUACAAUUUAUUCUACGAAAGGCUGAAACUGGAGGAGUUGCGCGAAAUUGAACAGAACAGGAAAGCGCUCAAGAAUUCGAAGGGAAGUCUGUCCGUGCUGCAGGUCGGCAACUCGCAGAAUGGUCCAGACGGGAAGGAGGCCAACGGAAGUGGAAACGCCGCAAAUGGAAACGCCCAAAAUGGAAACGGCGCAAAUGUAAAUGCUCAAAAUGAAAACGCCCCAAAUGGAAACAACGGAAGCGCCUCCCCCCUCAUCGUAGUGGUAGGGGACGAGCUCGGAGAAAAAACCGACGAUAUCAUCAAAAAAAAUGUGGACGUGGAAGCCUUGACAGCCGACGUGGAACAAGCCUUCAAAAGCUUCGAAUACCAAAGUGGAAGUUUCUCUGCAAACUUAUCUCACGCCCUGGUUCUCCUCUCCUCCAUUGCGUUGCUCUUAUUCAUUUGUUAA